AUGAAGAGGGCCAAGGACGAGCAGACGCCCUCGGACGAAGAUAAGUACGAAAAAUACUCCCUUUACAAAAGCGACAAGGCCUCCCCAGGGGGGCAGAUACCCCCUCCCUCCUCAGCCAUGACGAGCCAAGUGGAGUCAGUUUACUUUGUUAAUUACAGAGCCGUGGUUGUGAAAACCAAGCGCUAUUACGUCACGCAGAAUUCUUAUAUGCUCUUCGGAGAUGUUUUUAAAAUAUAUAACCUAAAAGGAGAAAUAAAAAAAAUACAUGCGUUCUUUCCAGGGGAUGAAAAUAACCUGUCUGAUACUCUCAUUAUGCUGAAGACGACUGUUGUGGCUGUGACGACAUCCAAAGCAGAAGCGUUACGUGUAGCAGACGGAAUUGAAAUGACUUGCAAGAUUUGCAGGAAGAAGAGGAAGGCUACGAAGUUUUCUAUUGAGGGGUUCCUCAGAAAAGUGAGGUGUGAUACGUGCAGAGUGAAACCGAAGAAUUUAAUUAACAAAAUGAGACGGGUGAAUAACGUGAAGGGGGAACAACAGACGUUCCUUGCAGUGUCUUCCAACACCACGAACGAUUCGUCUUGCACACCCUCCGCUGCGGCUGCCAUGGCCACUAGUGUUAACCCCUCGCGCACGGGCAGGAAGAGUGCCCCCCUUUGCAACGACGCCGCCGGUGCGAGUAACGCCCUGUGUCUCAGCAACGGUGCAGCACCGGGGGACGGACCUUCCAGUGGUGCCAUGAGCGGAGAAUCCAUUGGAACUGCUAGCGGUGCUUCUGGCGGGGCGCCGAUGGCAACUCCAAAUGGAGCGACCACCCUCGGAGGCAGCAACGGGAUGGGAAGCAACAGCGUAGGGAACGGCAGCCUAGCAAACAACAGCGUAGGGAGCAGCGUAGGGAGCAGCGUAGGGAGCGGCGUGGGAAACGGCGUAGGAAGCGGCGUGGGAAACGGCAGCCUGGCAAACAACAGCGCCGGCGAAAGCGCGCGCAUGCACAGCGGAGAGGCGAACCUCGGCGGGAACCCCAGCAGUGGCGGUACCCCCCACAACGGAUGCCUCAGCGCAAGCGCCGCCGCCAUGAACGACGCGGGCACGGGACAGCACCACCACCAGCAGCGCAUAUGUUCCUACAACUCGAAGAAUGCCAGUAGCGGCAGCGGCGCCCACUCCUUCCUCAAGAGCAGCUGCUACAUAGGUGCCGGUGAAGCGUGCACAGCUGGCCACAGCAGCCACGGCAGCCACAACAACCACAACAACCACAACAACCACAACAACCACAACAACCACAACAACCACAACAACCACAACAACCACAACAACCACAACAACCACAACAACCACAACAACCACAACGAACCUGAUGGCAAAAACCCAGACGAAAUUAUUGCCAUGAUAAUAGAGCUAAUCAAAUACAUCUCGUGGAUGCAAAAGGCCCUCAUGAGGGCGUCCAAAGGAAACUACGUAAUAGACCACACAGAAAUUAACAUAGAAAAAAUCUCCAAAGUGGUUCAUUCUGCUCAGGUCCUCUGCAAUAAAUUGUUAAGACAAAAGUCUCUCGUAGACCAGACAGGAUCAAACAGCCGAAACUUCACCAAUUUCAUCCCCAUGUACAACACCAAUUCUAAUAACCUCAGAAUGAAGUAUGCCAAUUUGUAUGAAAACAAAAUGAACGCCAUUCACAGCAGACCGAUCGAGACCAAUCUGGCCAACUCUAACGCAGUCAACGUUUUUAAUAACAUUAUCAAUCACAACACGUUGAGCCUUUCCAACUGCGCUGCUGCUCAGAGGAACGUCUCCGCCACGCCAUCCUGCAGUAGCGGUGGGAGCGGUGGAAGCAGUGGGAGCGCGGGGAAUAGCGGCGGGAGCGGCGGAAGCAGUGGGAGCGCGGGGAAUAGCGGCGGGAGCGGCGGAAAUCGCACCGGAAAUGACAGCGCAUCGAACAGCACCAGCGGGGAGGGCGCACCCAACGAAAGCGGACCAAACGGAACAAGUCCCACCAACAUUUCCAACUUAACAAGCGUCACCAACUUAACCAACGCGCCAAGCAAUGGAAGCAACAGCAACGCCACCAUGGAAACGGACUCCCCACUAAACAACUUCAGCACCAUCAACAAUAGAAAUAUUCUCCCCUACUAUUCGAAUGCUUGCCAAAUUACCUGCGUCCCACCCUCACCAUGUUCCACUCGAAACGAUAGCAGAAUGAACCAUUUUAUAAAACAGGAAAAUAAUUACAUGUACAGAAAUAAACAAACUGAAGAAUUUCCAAACAUGCAAAGUAACAACAAAAAUAGCUACUACACUGAUAAGCAGGACAUUGUUUUCUCGGCCCUCUCCAAGCAGUAUAACUCCAACGUGAACAUCUCCUUUAACAAUAUAAACAACUCCGUGUCAAAUUUUUACAGGACCGUUUCGAAGAACUACAACAUUAGGGAUACCAUUUUGAAUUUGGACAAAUAG
Plasmodium vivax (malaria parasite P. vivax) is the source of this 2451-nucleotide messenger RNA. RefSeq lists its product as hypothetical. NCBI's taxonomy places the organism in Eukaryota, Apicomplexa, Aconoidasida, Haemosporida, Plasmodiidae. Bases 1 to 2451 code for a protein of 816 amino acids. The transcript has a single exon. The record is from RefSeq and is a predicted model, not a curated record.